Molecule: messenger RNA, 2297 nt
Organism: Thrips palmi
Lineage: Eukaryota; Metazoa; Arthropoda; Insecta; Thysanoptera; Thripidae
Product: transcriptional regulator ADR1-like
Exons: 5
Coding region: 152-1606 (484 amino acids)
Biological process (GO): regulation of transcription by RNA polymerase II
Molecular function (GO): DNA-binding transcription factor activity; RNA polymerase II cis-regulatory region sequence-specific DNA binding
Source: RefSeq, a predicted model, not a curated record
AGAGACAGAGCGACGAAGCACUGGGGUUGGAAUCAGCACGGCGAGUCCUGGCAGUCCAUGCGUCGCGUAGCAAGUCGAGCCAUAAGUUCAGUACUGGGGUCUCGGCCCGGGUCCCCCCUCCCCGCGAGGGGUAGCGACGAGUGUCAUUUCAAUGUGGAUUUUCCGGACAAUCGGCGUGCAGUGCCCAGGACCGUCGUGCCGCACAAGACGUCUAGCAGGACUCGGCGGUGCUGCAGCCAUGUUCUUCCCGGAGCCCAACGUGGAGGUGGAGAUCGUCGAGGUGGACCCCGACGCCGUGAUGGACCUGUCCUGCGGCAGCCCGUGGCAGUCGGCGUCCGUGCUGCGAAUGUGCCUCCAGGACGUGCAGGACCAGCAGCGCGGCGACGUGGCCGACUACCCUGACGGCAUCACCGUCAGCAGCAACACCGGGUACCCCUACGCCGUCACUCCCCGCGAGGCCGCGUCACCCGGCUACUACUACACCCUGGCCGACAACACCGCCGACGCGGACUUCUUCACCAGCGCCAGCCUGCCGCCGACGUACAUGGUGCAGACCGAGUACGCCGAGGACGCCGCGGACGGCGCGGGCACGCCGUCGGGGACGUCGCGGCAGCCCGCGGAGUGCCUUUCGUGCGGUCGCACCUUCUCGUCGGAGAGGAAUCUGGCCCGCCACUUCCGCCAAGUGCACGGCCCGCGCGUCUGGCACGUGUGCGACGUCUGCGGCAAGCCGCUCGCGUCCGCGAGCUCCCUGCGGUCCCACCAGUGGCUGCACCGCGGCCGAAAGCCCUUCCAGUGCCCGCUCUGCUCCACCGGCUUCAUCCGCCGGCCGUACCUGCGCACGCACAUGCUGCGGGUGCACUCGCUGCACGCCAACCUCGCCGUCAAGCUGGAGGAGCUGGACUACGGCGAGUGCGUCGCUCGGCGCGAGGUGUCCGAGGAUCGCGGUGAGGACGAGGAUGGCCACCUCCAGGACGCGCACGCCCUGGAUGCCCACCAGCAGGUCGUCCACGUUGAGCACCAAGAAGGGCUGCGUCAUGACGGCCAGGGCCACGUCUUUCACGACCAGGUCGCCCCUGUCCCCAACCUGGAGUACCUGCUCUACAACGGCCACCGCCAGGACGUCCACCAGCAGGACGUCUACCGCCAGGACCUCCACCGCCAGGACCUCCACCGCCAGGACGGCCUCCGCCAGGACCUCCACCGCCAGGACGUCCACCACCAGGACGGCCAUCACCAGGACGGCCAUCACCAGGACGGCCACCACCAGGACGUCCAUCACCAGGACGACCAUCACCAGGACGGCCAUCACCAGGACCGUCACCGCCAGGACGACCAUCACCAGGACUGCCAUCACCAAGACGGUCACCACGAGGACGUCCUCCACCAGGUCGGCGUGGACAGCGGCAGCAUUGUCUUCGUCAAGAGCGAUUUGGACGCCGACGGCAGCGACUCCGGCGUGUCUUCGGUCUCGCCCUCGCCGUCGUCCGGGGAGGCGUCCCCCGCGUCGUCGGCGACCUCGGAGGACACGGCCGACGCCCCCAUUCUGGUGCGACUCGUUCGAGACGUCGUAUCGGGAUCAUGGAAGAUUGAUUUGGGGCAAUGCUGAAAACCCUAGAGGCUCUGUGGGUGUUGGCUGAAGUUCAGCGUUAUUUCAUCAAACUCGACCCACAGAAAGGUCGAAAUGCCAUUGAAAUUAACUGACGAAGAGGGGUUUGUACAAAUGACUGUAGACUAGAAGUCUAUUCUAGUCUGCCUUGUUCAUUGUUAAUUUGAAACUAGAUUGUUUCGAGCUGAACGAUUUUAUUUGUGUUUGUAAUAUUGUGACCGUUUCUUUUCUCCAUUAUUGUUUUAACUAAUAGAAUGUGCAUGGCCUCUAGUCAUUAGGCUUCCUUUUUUUAUUCCCAGCAAGAUUUACGCUCCAACGAAUGAUUGAAUGUUUGUGUUACGUUUUGCUGCUUGAAGUUACGAACUUGUUUAAUUUUAUCUAUUUUCUUUGUUGUACGUAGCAGCAUUUACUCAAGUGAUGGGCUGUUUAAUUAUUGCCUAUUUUCUACUUUUACUACAUGACUGAUUAUGCUAAAUACUUAUGUAGUAUGUAUCUAUUAAAAGUUUCUGUUACUGGUAGAGGUGGUUAUGACUAUUGCUGUAUAAUAAUUUCUAUUUUUCUAAUUUUGUAUUAGGAUUUUAUCCUUUGACCAAAGUCUCAAUGGCUUGAGUUCUAAUUUUGUGACUUUAUAAGUGGAGUGUAAUUGGCAAGUGCUCAAAUGAUAAAGGGAAAACAAUGUUUCUUAUCUCUU